UAGUGUCUUUAGAAAUGUGUCUCUUGUAGUUGACUGGAGGCAAGCCACAGUCUCUGAGUGAAUGCUGCAAGAAGAAGGUGAAGCGUCAAUACCUGUCACCAUGUCUGAGGAGGAAGUUGAGUAUGAGGAAGAGCAGCAGGAAGAAGAAGAAGAACAUGGAGAAGAAGAAGUGGCUGAAGAACCUGAGUCAGCUCCUGAGCCAGAGGAAGAGCGACCCCGACCAAGGCCGGUAGUUCCACAGUUGGCGCCUCCAAAAAUCCCCGAGGGAGAGAGAGUGGAUUUUGAUGACAUCCACCGCAAGCGUAUGGAGAAAGAUCUGCUGGAAUUGCAGACCCUCAUUGAUGUACACUUUGAGCAAAGGAAAAAAGAAGAGGAAGAACUUGUUGGUCUCAUGCAACGAAUUGAAAGCCGGCGGGCAGAACGUGCCGAACAACAGCGGGUCCGCACUGAGAAGGAACGGGAGCGGCAGGCCAAACUUGCUGAAGAAAAAAUGAGGAAGGAAGAAGAAGAGGCUAAGAAAAGAGCUGAAGAUGAUGCCAAGAAGAAAAAAGUCCUUUCCAACAUGGGAGCUCAUUUUGGUGGAUAUUUGGUAAAGGUAAGCUACUUGGAAAAAAAUAAGAGGAACACUGGGAAGGAUGGGAGGGUUAAUCUUCUAGUGAGAGAAGAAUACCUUCAUCAGAGGAAACCUCAACACAGUUUUUCACUGUUCAGGGAAAAAGCCAAGGAAAUGCAUAACUGGAUUGAACACCUGGAAUCAGAGAAGUUUGACCUGAUGGAGAAAUUCAAACGUCAGAAGUAUGAGAUCAAUGUUCUUUACAACCGUAUCAGCCACGCCCAGAAAUUCAAAAAAGGAGCCGGAAAAGCCAGACUGGGUGGCCGCUGGAAAUAAGAAAAAAGAAAGGCAAAAGAAGAAUGUAUGCUCCCAAAUCUGGAGGCCUUAGUGGCAGCUGAAGUAACCACUGACUCCCUUCCCAUGCUUCCACCCUCUUCUUUUAUGUUCAAAGCCGAUUACCCUGCUCUGUGUUGUCUUCCCACUUCCUGUUAUGCGUGCCUGUAACAUAUUAUGUGACAUAAGCUGCACACAAUAAACCAACCUCUCCCUGCAUGGAAUCUCUUCA
Molecule: messenger RNA, 1118 nt
Organism: Pogona vitticeps (central bearded dragon)
Lineage: Eukaryota; Metazoa; Chordata; Lepidosauria; Squamata; Agamidae
Source: RefSeq, a predicted model, not a curated record